CACAAUUGCACCAUCAUUUGCCUUAUCCUCUUUUAUCUUCUUCGGUUCUUCCUUCUUCUUCUGCAAACUCAUUCACAUUUCCAUUAUAAAAAAAGAGAACAAGAAUUUUUUUUUUUUAAAAGAAAAAGAUAAUAACAAUGGCAGCAACGACUGCACUUUCAACACUAACAUUAUCUUAUCCUACACCCUCAUCUCCUUAUCCUGCGCACCCGCUCUCCAAAACCACCACCGUCCACUUCCCCUUCGCUACAACAGCCACCACCAUUCUCCCCCGCGCCGCCUCACUCGGCCCUAUCUCCGCAGUCUCAGCGCCGGAGAAGAUCGAGAACCUCGGUGCCGAGAUCUCCGGCCUCACAUUGGAAGAAGCCAAGACUCUCGUGGACUAUCUCCAGGACAAGCUCGGCGUAUCCGCGGCGUCGUUCGCGCCUGCCGCCGUGGUGGCCGCACCGGGCGCAUCAAGCGGCGGAGAAAGCGCGGCUGCGGUGGAAGAGAAAACGGAGUUCGACGUGGUAAUUGAGGAUGUUCCGAGCAACGCGAGAAUCGCAGUAAUCAAAGCGGUGAGAGGAUUGACGAGUUUGGCGCUGAAGGAAGCGAAGGAAUUGAUCGAAGGUUUGCCGAAGAAGUUCAAAGAAGGAGUUUCGAAGGAAGAAGCUGAAGAAGCUAAGAAGCAACUUGAAGAAGCUGGUGCUAAGAUCUCAAUCGCUUAGUUAGUUUUUUUUUUCUUUUCUAUUUCUAAAUUUCACAUUAAUUUUUGUUUUCAUAGCUAUGGAAAAUGAUGUUAUUUAAUAAAUUAAUCACGGAUCAUCCUAUUUUUCUUAUGACUUUUGAAGUUUUGAGUACUUGAAAGAAAUAUGGCCCACUUUUUUGUUCUUGGUUACGCUAUAUGUCUUAA
This is a messenger RNA of Arachis stenosperma, 892 nucleotides long. Its product is annotated as 50S ribosomal protein L12, chloroplastic-like. The transcript has a single exon. Gene Ontology annotation, cellular component: ribosome. Gene Ontology annotation, molecular function: structural constituent of ribosome. Lineage: Eukaryota; Viridiplantae; Streptophyta; Magnoliopsida; Fabales; Fabaceae. Bases 138 to 707 code for a protein of 189 amino acids. The record is from RefSeq and is a predicted model, not a curated record. Gene Ontology annotation, biological process: translation.